GUUGUUUUGGUUUUUGAUUUUUUUGAUAUUAAACUGAAAUUAAAUAUUUAUUGGAUUUUUUGAUCAUUUUUUUCCAUUGGUUUCCUAAUAUGAUUACCACUAUUACUACUACUACUGCUAUAGUAAGUGAUUAUAAUAAAAGUCGUGUAAACGAUAGUCUCUAUUAUUAUUAUAUGAAGAGUUCAUUGAUUGCCACAUACUGUCAAAUGUUUAACAAAAUGCAUCAAAUGUUAUAUACAAAAAUGUUUUGUUGGCAUAAACUCUAUAAGAAGUUUAGCUAAACUUUUAAUUUAAUUAAAAAUAAUUAAAUAAAUUACAAAUUUAUUGUCGAUAAAAAAAAGUUUUAUUUCAUUUAUAUAAUAUAUAACGCGAGUGACUAUUAAUACUGUAAUAACUUUGAGAUUAAGUGACAAAAUGUUUACUGAAUUAACAGUAAUGACAAUGAAAUCGCCGACAAAUCGUUUGAUUCAAUUUGUGUUAAACAAUGGGACACAUAGUCGACAGCCUUCUGUGCGGACUAUUAUGACGUCCAGUCAUGAGAUCGAGACCAAGACAUAUACUAAUGGCACUAAUGGUCACACAAAGUAUAGCUUUAAUAAUAAUGGGCCGAAUGGUAACUAUAGCAUUAACAACGGUAGCCCAGGGGGUACCCCCUAUAGAAAUGGUAACUCAAGUUGUGCCGUCUCAAGGAGUGUUAACUGGUUUUACAAUCAGUCGGCCAUCGAUAUCGCAGCCGCUAAGCCAUCCGUGAGACUAACGCCGGCAACGAUACUAUAUUCGGGUAAAAGUCCUGAUGGCAGUCAUCUAUUGAGAAGUGCAUUGUAUCUGCAAAAAGAGCUACCGGUGCGUAUCGCUCAUAGAAUCGCUGGGUUCCGUGCGCUACCAUUUCUGGUCGGAUGCAAUCCUACGAUACUAGCCGUCCAUGAGAUGUAUAUCCGAGCUUUUUAUAUGUUAUCAGAGUUUCCGCCGAUAACUGACUUCGAGUCUGAAAAGGGUUAUUCAAAUCUUUUGAGACAAUUACUGGAAACACAUAAGAAUGUUGUCACACAACUGGCCGAAGGUUUUCGUGAGUGUCGAAAACAUAUUCAGAAUGAAGACCUCGUGAGACAAUUUUUGGAUCAAACUUUGACCUCUCGUUUGGGUAUACGUAUGCUCUGUGAGCAUCAUUUAGCAUUUGCUGAACCCGAUGAUAGGGAACGGGCUAACUAUGUGGGCAUUAUUAAUGUUGCGAUGCGACCCAAGGAUGUGGUGGAAAACUGGUGCGAAUAUGUGGCAAAUAUGUGUGAACACCAUUACGGACGGGCGCCUCCUUUCCGGAUCAAUGGUCACGUGAACGUUGCCUUUCCUUAUAUCCAAACUCCGUUAGAUUAUAUACUACCAGAGCUUCUAAAGAAUGCCGUUCGAGCAACUAUUGAGGCACACGUGGACUCACCAACAUUACCGCCUAUAUCUGUGACAAUAGCGUCCAAUGACACAGAUUUUAUUAUAAGAAUCACUGAUAGAGGCGGUGGUAUAAGACAUCAUUUGGUUGAUUUGGUCACUCAUUACCACUUCAGUACGGCUGGUGAGACCAUUGAUAGUCGCUUAGAUGGAGGCAUAUUGGGUCAGAUAAUGAAAGACUCUGCGGCCAGUGCUUCGCCAAUGCAUGGCUUCGGGUUUGGUUUGCCUACCAGUCGGGCGUACGCUGAAUACUUGGGCGGAAAAUUGACAAUAGAGUCAAUGCAAGGCAUCGGUACUGAUGUUUAUCUGAGAUUAAGACAUAUCGACGGAAAACAGGAAUCGUUUAGAAUUUAAUAUUUUAUUAAAUUUAGUAUUUUUUAUUUAGAUUAUUAUUUUAAUUUUUAAUU
Messenger RNA from Oppia nitens, 1847 nucleotides. RefSeq names its product 3-methyl-2-oxobutanoate dehydrogenase [lipoamide] kinase, mitochondrial-like. Gene Ontology annotation, cellular component: mitochondrion. The transcript is spliced from 6 exons. Gene Ontology annotation, biological process: regulation of glucose metabolic process; protein phosphorylation. NCBI's taxonomy places the organism in Eukaryota, Metazoa, Arthropoda, Arachnida, Sarcoptiformes, Oppiidae. The coding region runs from base 415 to 1794 and encodes 459 amino acids. The record is from RefSeq and is a predicted model, not a curated record. Gene Ontology annotation, molecular function: pyruvate dehydrogenase (acetyl-transferring) kinase activity.